Molecule: messenger RNA, 660 nt
Organism: Musa acuminata AAA Group (dessert banana)
Lineage: Eukaryota; Viridiplantae; Streptophyta; Magnoliopsida; Zingiberales; Musaceae
Product: transcription factor ILI6-like
Exons: 2
Coding region: 262-540 (92 amino acids)
Biological process (GO): regulation of DNA-templated transcription; regulation of growth
Molecular function (GO): protein dimerization activity
Source: RefSeq, a predicted model, not a curated record
CACUUGUUUUCUCAUCACCACCUUCUGUGUCUCUCCCUUGUGCCCUAUUUACCUCUCUCUCUCUCUCUCCUCCUUUUCCUCACUCCUGAUCGCAUCCCUCUUCACCUCCUCUUCUCAUUGUCUUUUCAUCCGUCAGCUCACACUCUAUCAUCCUCAAACUCGACUGACCAUCCUCUCUCCGGAAGUAAAACCUUAGAGCUCCGACCUCUUCCAUCUGCAAACACAUUGCUCGAACCACUCGACCGUCACCAACACCAAAGGAUGUCCAGCAGGAGAUCUCGAUCGAGGCAGUCGGGCUCGACAAGGAUCACCGACGAACAGAUCAACGAGCUGAUCUCGAAACUCCAAGCUGUUCUUCCUGAAGCACGUCGCGGAGGCAACGAUAGGGUGUCAGCAGCCAAGGUGUUGCAGGAGACUUGCAGCCACAUCAGGAGAUUGCAUCGAGAGGUUGAUGACUUGAGUGAGAGGCUGUCGGAACUGCUCGACUCAGCUGACCUAAAUAGCGCUCAGGCCGCCUUCAUCAGAAGCUUGCUGAUGUGAUUCCAUCCACGCCUGUUCACCACAUUAGUAGUGCUCAUUUCGGAGUCUUUGAUCGAUGUACUGAAAGCUUUGCUUGAUCUUUCCCGUACUUACGUAUGAUCAAACUCUUCUUUUCUCUGA